AUGAAAUACUUAGCUGCUUACUUAUUAUUAGUUCAAGGUGGUAACACUUCUCCAUCAUCAAAAGAUAUCUCCUCAUUAUUAUCAUCAGUUAAUGCCGAUGUUGAUGAAUCAAGAGUUGAAUCAUUAUUAAAAGAAUUAGAAGGUAAAACUGUUGAUGAAUUAAUUGCUGAAGGUAACACCAAAUUAGCUUCAGUUCCAUCUGGUGGUGCUGCUGCUCCUUCAGCUGGUGCUUCUGCCGGUGCUGCUGCCGAAGAAGCUGCUGAAGAAGAAGCUGAAGAAGAAAAAGAAGAAUCUGAUGAUGAUAUGGGUUUCGGUUUAUUCGAUUAG
Molecule: messenger RNA, 327 nt
Organism: Yamadazyma jaroonii
Lineage: Eukaryota; Fungi; Ascomycota; Pichiomycetes; Serinales; Debaryomycetaceae
Source: the annotation of a GenBank genome assembly